GUGUGAGGGCGCCGCUGGGUGAGUCUGCCCCUGUCUCCACUGCUCCCUUUUCCCAAAGAAAAGAAGAGAGAGCCAGAGCCGGGGAGGAGGGCCGCUACCGCCGCCAUUAUCGGAAAUCUGGCAGCAGAAAUCCCACUUUCACACACGCAGUCGGCUGACAGAUUCACCGGGACAUGAAGCGUCUAUGUAACAGAAAUCGCGUGUUCCUUUGAGGCCAAACACUCCGCUAUUGCAACGAAGUCAGCAUUGUUCCGUGCGCGAGACCGGCCCUGCAUUAUGUGGCCACAACAAUGGACAGAAUAAUUAUAGAAAAAGCAACGUGGUCAAGCGAACAGAACACGGAUAAGUAGAUUUUUGAACGCCUGGAUUUCUCAAGAACAAAAGCCUACACGGAACACCGCCAAAUUGUUCCAUUUUUGGGCACAUUUCUGCGCGCUUUGCCUGUUUAAUUGCAAAGAAAGCGCUGGGACUGAACAAGAGAGUCAGGCAUGGGCAGGGGGUAUUUAAAUGAAGGACCUCGGUUGCUUAAGUUGGAGUAAUCUUAGUGUUUUAAGUGGAAAUAAAAAGGACAAAUAGUGCAGUCUGCGGCUCUGCUUGUGCACAUCAGGCGGCGAGGUCUGCGGCAGGAGGUGGCCUGACAGAUGCGAGAGGAGAAAGGAGAAAUGCGCUGGGUCUGACUCAUAAGGACUGGCUUAAUGACUGCUGAUAUCACCCCUCUGCUAUUUAUUCAAAUUGAAGUCCAGCGAAGAGUCUGAACUGAGCAUCUGUGUGAACACAUGUUUGAGUGAACUUUAUUACACAGUGCCUGUUGUGGCAGGAUGAGUGUCUGGAGAUUAUGAUGGCUAAAAAGCAAGAUGCCCGGUCGCCCCUCUACAACCUGGUUGUGGUGGGUUUGUCUGGAACAGAGAAGGAGAAAGGUCAGUGUGGGGUGGGGAAGUCCUGCCUGUGUAAUCGCUUUGUGCGCCCCAGUGCCGAUGACUUCUACCUGGAUCACACAUCUGUCCUGAGCACCAGUGACUUUGGGGGUCGAGUAGUGAACAAUGAUCACUUUCUGUUUUGGGGGGAGGUGGGGCGUGUCUUGGAAGAGGGGCCUGAAUGUCGGAUGCACGUGGUGGAGCAGACUGAAUUUAUUGAUGACCAGACAUUUCAGCCACAUCGUAGCACUGCGAUGCAGCCCUAUAUUAAGCGAGCUGCUGCCACAAAGCUGGCCUCAGCAGAGAAGCUAAUGUACUUUUGCACGGAUCAGCUGGGCCUGGAGCAGGAUUUUGAGCAGAAACAAAUGCCCGAAGGAAAGCUACAGGUGGAUGGCUUCCUGCUUUGUGUUGAUGUCAGCCGCGGCAUGAACAGGAACUUUGAUGACCAGCUCAAGUUUGUCACUAACUUAUAUGGUCAGCUGAGCAAAACUAAGAAACCAAUAGUUUUGGUUCUCACCAAAUGUGAUGAAGGAGUUGAACGCUAUAUCAAAGAUGCACACACCUUUGCUAUUACUAAAAAGAAUCUACCUGUAGUCGAGACAUCAGCCCGCUCAAAUAUAAAUGUAGAUCUUGCUUUUCUCACUUUAGUCCAACUAAUUGAUAAAAGCAGGGGCAAGCCCAAGAUAAUUCCUUAUUUUGAGGCUCUGAAGCUGCAGAGUCAACAGAUUGCAUCAGCCAAGGAUCGAUACGAGUGGCUUAUCAACCGUAUUGUUAAAAAUCACAAUGAAACCUGGUUAAACACCAGCCGGCGGAUGAACAACUCCCCCGAGUACAAAGAAUAUGUGUUCUUGGAGGGAACAGCAAAAUGUAAAAAGCUUUUCCAACAGCAUGUUUAUCGUUUAAAACAAGAACACAUUGAGAGACGUCGCAAGAUCUACCUAAGCACUCUUCCUUUAGCACUUAGCUCUUUAGUGCCUGACUUGGAUGAGAUUGACCAGCUGAGCUGGUCCGGAGUGCAGAAGGUCCUGGAAUCCAAACCACACUUUGCUCACUGGUUUGUUGUGUUGGAGGAUUCUCCAUGGGAGGACACAUCCCACAUCGACAACAUGGAGGAUGAGCGAAUCCCCUCAGACCUGCUGGAAACCGGAGAGGCAGAGGACAUCUUUAAUGCCCACCUGGAGCACCUGCGUAAUGAGUGCAGAAGAGCAGAGAUCAGACUGGAGUUCAAACAUAGGUUAGUGUCAUCUCCGUUUGUCACACCAGGGAAACCGUGGGAGGAGGCACGCAGCUUCAUUAUGAAUGAGGAGUUCUAUCAGUGGCUGGAGGAGCCAGAGUACUUGGACCUGUAUAACCGGCACCAGAAAGAGAUUAUUGACCGCGCCAAGGAAGACUUCCAAGAGCUCCUACUCGAGUACUCUGAACUGUUUUAUGAGCUGGAGGUGGACGCUAAACCCAGUAAAGAAAAGAUGGGUGCCAUUCAGGAGGUUCUGGGGGAGGAACAACGCUUUAAGGCGCUACAAAAGCUUCCAGCUGAAAGAGAUGCUCUAGUAUUGAAGCAUAUCCACUUUGUCUAUCACCCCACAAAGGAGACCUGCCCUAGCAGUCCACACUGUGGGGACUCUAAAAUAGAACAGAUUUUAGCAUCUCGUUUCCCCACGUACUACCCCUUUUAUGACAUGAAGUGUCAUUUUGGGGACAACAAGGCCGAUAGGAUUAAUCUGGUCAUACUCGGAAAGGAUGGACUGGCCAGAGAAUUUGCCAAUGAGAUUAGGGCUUUGUGCACAAAUGAUGACUGGUAUGUGUUAGAUGGGAAGAUGUAUGAACUCACCUUACGGCCCAUAGAAGGGAAUGUACGUCUCCCGGUCAAUUCUUUCUACACGCCAACUUUCACCCCUCACGGUUGUCUGUGUCUGUACAAUUCAAAAGAUUCACUCUCUUAUGUGGUAGAAAGCUUGGAGAGACUGAGGGAGUCCACACUAGGCAGAAGGGAUAGUCAGUUAGCGCAGCUGCCUUUGUCACUGCUUUUGGUGACUAAGAGAGGAGUGGGGUCAUACUCAGAUAUUGGUGGAGAAACUGCAUUAAGCCUAAUAACACAGGGACAGCAGGUUGCCCGAAGGCUUCAGUGUAGCUUCUUAGACCCCGCCUCCCCUGGUGUUGGGUAUGGCCACAAUAUGAGUGAGUCCCAGAUUAACCAGGUACUUAGGAGUCUUCUGGACAUAAGACGGAGCACCUCCUUCAGUAGCAGCUCCCCGCCCCUCCUCCCUGAACCCCCUGGCCUUAGAGACUCCCCUCUUCAGCCUGUUCCAGAGGCAGACCUGCGCAUUGUCAUGUGUUUGAUGUGUGGAGACCCCUAUGACAUAGAGCAGCUCCUGUCUCCUUUCCUCAUGCCUCAGCACUGCAGGCCUAUGUCCAGCAGUGGCACCUCUGUCAUAUUAGAGCAGACAGUGGGUGGACACAAACUGGCUAUAGAGAUGUCAGUGCUGUCAUAUCAUGCCUCGUUCACUCUUAGAAAGAGCAGGUUGGUGCAUGGCUACAUGGCUGUGUACUCAGCCUCCCGUAAGGCCUCUCUGGAGACUCUGUGUGCGUUCCUCUGUGAGGUCCAGGACAUUAUCCCAGUACAAAUCCUGGCUGUAGGGGAUAGCCAGGCAGAGCUCACAGACAGCGACUAUGCCAGUGAACAGCUGAUUGCGGGAGAAGAGCUGGCCCAUGAGAUCGAAGGCCGCUUCAAUACUCUGGUGUGUGGCUCGGGGGGCAUGGUGGGGGGCUUGCACAGAAUAGAGAUGUUUCACUCUUUCCUCAUGGAGGUGGUGGAGAAGCGCAACAUAGUGGAGGCCACUCACAUGUAUGAUAAUGUGGCUGAAGCCUGCACUGGUGAAAACGUGUAUUCCCCACGCUGCAGCUCUCCCAGCCCUGUCACUAUGUACCUGGACUCUGAGGAUGAUGUGGAGCCUUCUCCUCCAUACUAUGAUGGCACGCUCACUUCUCACGGAGGAGGCUUCAACAUGCCCGACUUGGAUUCAAGUGACAUCUCAGUCAUCUCUGAUAUUAGGGACUUUGAGAACAAACUCAACAACAAAGUGCCAGCCCAAGUUCGAGUAAAGCCUGGUGUGACAUUUGACUUUCGUAAAGUGAGUCGAAACCCCUACAUUGACACUCUUGGUCAUCGCCGCUCCCUGCCCUCUGCUGUAACCUGGGUUCCUGGCGGAGAUGUUGGCUACGAUCCGUCUGAUUACGCUGAACCACUGGACGCUGUCUCAAAGCCUCGUCUCAGCAACGAGGAGAUCAUUUACUCUGUGCCCCAUGACAGCACACAGGGAAAAAUCAUCACUAUCCGAAACUCUAACAGGAUGCACUCGAAUGGAAAUGGAUCGGACAGUGAAGCUGACAGCAGCUCACUGGAGAGAAGGAGGAAGUUCUCUGCUGUGGGGGUUAAGCCCCGGCUCUACCGUGACCGCUCCAAGAGGCUCGGCAAAUUCAGCAGCUUUCGUACAAGCUUCAUUGGUAGUGACGAUGAGAUGGGCGCUCUCACAAAGUCCAAGGAGGAAGACUAUGGCACCCUGAAAAGUGACAGUCUUGUUGAGGAGAGUGAAGAUCCCAAAAAGAGGAACAUACUGAAGAGUCUGCGACGAACAGCAAAAAAAACAAGAACAAAGCCUCGUCCUGCAAUUCCCAAGCCCAUGGAGAGCAACUACUUUGGGGUCCCACUUGUGAAUGUGGUGUCUCCAGACAGACCAAUCCCUCUCUUUAUUGAGAAGUGUGUCCGAUUUAUCGAGACAACAGGACUCAACACAGAAGGAUUGUACCGAGUGAGUGGAAACAAGUCUGAGAUGGAGAGCAUGCAGCGGCAGUUUGAACAGGAUCAUGGGUUAGAUCUGGUAGAAAAGGACUUCUCCAUCAACACUGUUGCCGGAGGCCUCAAAAGCUUCUUCUCCGAGCUGCCUGAGCCCCUGGUGCCUUGUGCUCUGCAGGUGGACCUACUGGAGGCUUUCAAAAUUAAUGACCGAGAACAGAGGCUGUACACCAUGAAGGAUGUCCUGAGGAAGUUCCCCAGAGAGAACUAUGAUGUCUUCAAAUAUGUUGUGAGCCACUUACACAAGGUGAGCCAGCUGAGUAGGCUGAACCUGAUGACUAGUGAGAAUCUGUCCAUCUGCUUUUGGCCCACGCUGAUGAGGCCUGACUUCACCACUAUGGACGCUCUGACAGCCACGCGCACCUACCAGACAAUCAUCGAGACCUUCAUCCAUCAGUGCGCCUUCUUCUUCUACAACCAGCCACUUAUAGACUCCCCCACUGGGCUCGGAGGACUCCCCGCCUCCCCCACCACUGCCCUGACCUCUGCCUACACCUGUUACCGCUCCUCACCCCCCCACAGUGGAGCUCACUUCAGCCCACUGCAGCAGUCUCCCCCCACUACGCCCCAGUCGCCCCUACAGUCCCUGCUCCCCCCCCUGCACCAGCACUCUCACCCCCACCACUCACCGGCUGAACAGGAGACACUGUGAGACCUGCGCCCCACGUGCCCAUGCUGGACAUUAUCUCACUACAGAAAACAGAAAAGUACUUCCAGGGCCUCAAGCCGUAUACACUAUAUCCAUAUGACAGAGCUGCCCUUAUUAGGAAAAUCCAUUUGUGCUUGCUGAAUUUAAGGGCAUCAUAUUUUAGUGGUAGCAUUGUCAUUGAAGAUUGUUUUAAGUCAAGGACCAGAGACAAAAUGAGCCAGCAGACAUGUCCCAUGGAUGCUUGUGGCUGAGUCUUGGUCUAAUGUGAACAGUUAAAGCACUGGUUAUAAGUAUUUGGGGUGAUCACUAUCUGGUACUGCCAUGCCCUGAAACAGGAGGGCAACAGAAAGCCCUGUCACUACAAGCCUUCUGAUGACACCACUUAUCCUAUACUACAAAGAAAAAACAACAACUCCAUGCCAUGUUUUUAACCUAUGUUUUAAAUUCUUUGUCUCAUGAUGUACUGCCACUGGACUGAUGGACUGUUCCUGUGUAUUGAGCUGCUUGAACGGUGCUGUCAGGAGCAGGGGAAGGGUACACAUCCAGGGAUGCACUUUAUCUAUCACUGUUGUUUUCAUAGCUCAGCCAUAACCCUUGCCCAAACAGAGCAUUGGCAGAUCAAACUUUGUUUACAUCAGACAUAUUCUUUUUGUAUUCACUAACUUAUCUCCAAGCACUUUUUCAUAGUGUAGUGUUAAUUGAAGAUAAUUGAGAUGCCACAUUGACUAACUGCCCUUAUUGUUUUAGUGGUGAGUGUGGCAUUAGAAUAGGCUUGUGAAACAAGAUCCUUUUUGUAAAAACCUAUGUUCAGAAUAUUCAGAAGUUACAUUUUAGACAAAUGGGAAGUCUGUAUCUGACCAUUUCCUUAUUCACCCAGCCAUGUGAAAGCUAGUUUACUUGAAGCAUUUGUCUAGAUUGCAUUUGUUGAUCUGAAUGGACGUUUAGGGAAGUUUAGGCUGUAUUCUAAGAGAUUGCCUGCUUUCAGUCAGGUGAAAGAUACAAAGUGAAAUGGGAAGAGACUAGUGAUACCAUAAUACAACUAUGUUGCCAUCUGGUGACUAUGGAGACUACCGGCUUGAAACCUUAGAGGGUUGGGGAUGUAUUGCUGAGGCUGCCUAUCAGCCAACCUCUUUGUUUUCAUCUAAUAUUAAGGACUUGUAACUCAGACGGUUUAGUCCUUUCACUGUUUCAAUGGUCCCAGUAAACACAGCCCUGUAGACUUUUAUAUAAUUGUGAAUGGGACUUGGGAAAGACCCAUCUGCUGCUUUAGUGAGUUAGUUUAGCGCUGGCUUACACACCCUCCCCUUUUACAGAAAAAAAACAAGCAACACAUGUUCAAUGGUAGCAUUGUGAAUGAAGACACAAUCAUUUAACGAUCCAACGGAAGUGAAGCGUUGUCUUGAAUGAAGUCUUUGGAGAAGCUGAACCAUCAGGCCCUCGCUCUGCGUGUCUGUGUCCUGGUACAUGCAUUGUAUGUAGAGCACUGGUUGUACAAGUAUUUUGGGAGCUGAAUUCACUGGUACUUUUGAAUCACAAGGCUGUUCGCAGUUUGUCACUCCAAACUAUGACAGAAUCAUCAACCUGCCGCUAACUCCAGGUGUACACAAUCAUUUUACUCAACAACUUUAACUCAACAUUGGCAAAGUGCAUACUACUCUAUAAUGUUUAUUUGUAUGUUGGGGGCUCCACCCAUUAGUCAAUAGUAGAAAACAUUUCUAGUGUGUAUUUCAAUGAUUGAAAGUCCAUUUUUACGAUUUUUGUGAAUGGUUCAAGGCCACUUAAGGUUAAUGCAUGAUUUAAAAUACUCAAAGGAAAGCCUCUUCCGUUUAAAACAAAUUAGACAAAACAAAUAUUAAAAUACCGAAACAGAAGAAACAUAUGUACUGUGCACCAAGGACAGACCAUGAAAUUUGAAGUGUUUGAAGAUGAAGGCCUUAUGUGAACUGUAUAAUAGUUAAUAAAUUAAAUCUUGUAAAAUUG
Messenger RNA from Periophthalmus magnuspinnatus, 7393 nucleotides. RefSeq names its product Rho GTPase activating protein 35b (gene arhgap35b). NCBI's taxonomy places the organism in Eukaryota, Metazoa, Chordata, Actinopteri, Gobiiformes, Gobiidae. The transcript has 7 exons. Gene Ontology annotation, molecular function: GTPase activity; GTP binding. The record is from RefSeq and is a predicted model, not a curated record. Gene Ontology annotation, biological process: signal transduction. Bases 836 to 5416 code for a protein of 1526 amino acids.